This is a messenger RNA of Fulvia fulva, 1119 nucleotides long. RefSeq lists its product as uncharacterized. NCBI's taxonomy places the organism in Eukaryota, Fungi, Ascomycota, Dothideomycetes, Mycosphaerellales, Mycosphaerellaceae. Bases 1 to 1119 code for a protein of 372 amino acids. The transcript has a single exon. The record is from RefSeq and is a predicted model, not a curated record.
AUGAGCUCUUCAAGGACUGAGAUUGAACAAGAAGUCUCCGGCGAUGGCACACAGCCGCUGCUACAGUUCAUCACGUACUCCUCUGAUGCCGCACCACUCCUCGGCCGCGAGGCACGCGGAGCUGUUCGUGCUCACGUCACUCGUCGCCAGCAUCGCCAGAAACGAAAGACCGAGCCUUUCCAAGCGAUAACAUGGACCGCGCCGACAACACGCACGACCGUCGCUGCAGCAGCAGAUAAGAGUUGCCCUACACCUCGCCCGCGAGCUACUCGUGCCAACAAAAGUUCCUCGGACGAAAGCACAGAGGAUGCUCGUUCAGGUUCUUCCACCUCCUCAAGUGUGGGGGCCCGUAAGUCUCUUGACUUUUCGGAAAACAGCUCGCGGUCAAUGUCCAUAUCUCCGAUACCAGAUGGUUCCACCCAGGAAGACCCGUUCUGGCAAUUCCCGGUUGAUUGGUCGCCUCUCUUCCCGCCAAUAAUGGCUCACUACAUUCAGAAUCUCGCCCAACCAAAUGCAAAUCUGGACAAAAGACCAGACACGUGUCUGCUGAGGACACAUUGGUUUCCAAUGGCUAUGGCAUCGCCCGCGUCCGUGUAUGCUGUUCUCCUCAUGGCUGCUUCGCACUACUGGCGGGCAUUCGGCUCCCAAGGAUGGAAUUCACCUAGGAGCGGAAAGGACGCCGUCGCGGGAAUAGUGGUUCGACCUGAGAUCAUCCUUGUUCUAAAAGCUCGUGCGUUGAAUGAAGUCAACCGUUGCUUAAAGUCAGAUGAUGUCCGGAUUGCCCUCGGAGACACGACCUUGGGAGCGGUAGCCAAGCUUGCAGCCUUCGAGGCAAUUUUCGGAGACCAGGAUGCGUAUCGUCAGCACAUGUAUGGGCUGAGGCAGAUGUUGCAAGUCAGAACAACUCUCGGCGAUGCCAUAGGAUCGGUGGAUGCAUUCCUUGCCAGACUCGUGACAUGGAUUGAUGUCAAUGCGGCCCAUUUCACAGGCAUGCCGGGGCAGAAUCUACUAGACACCGGCGUUGACAUAAGUGAGCCUGAUUUGCUCCAUUUCGCGGGCACAGACCGCGAUCGCUCUGAGCUACAGCUGGUUCUGGAGCCUCCGGUUAGUCAUGCUUGA